UUCUCACAUUUUAAACAAUGGAUCCAAUGAGGACUGCUUUGCAUUUAGUUUUUCAUGCAUCAAGAAGUUUCCGUUAUUUGGUUUCCACGUUAUUUUGAGAAGUCAUCAUUCAGCGAAACUGACCUUUGCACUUGAUCGACCUGUGUGAACCCUGGUGUGGAGAGAAAACGGCUUGCAGCAAGGGGAGACGUUUCUGCGUGUCAGGUCAUAUCAGGCCUGCUAAAGAUGGAUCCUGUUGGUAGACAGCAGCUGGACUGACUACACAAGUACAUGGGAUUUGACGUAAACUACCUUGUUUACCUCCUGAACAACACCCCAUAGCUCCCCACCGCUCCUCUGGUCUAUCUAUUGCCUGCUGGGUGUUUACACUCAGGUCUGGAUUAGAUCCAAACUCCAAAUUGACCCAUAUUUCCCCAAAAUGAAUUUCGACCAGAUCCUCUCUGCCAUCGGAGGCUUUGGCAAGUAUCAGAAAACUUUGUACGUAUGGAUCUGUUUACCCCAGAUCCUCCUCGCCUUCCACAUGAUGGUGAGCAUCUUUACCGGAUCCACGCCGCCCCACUCCUGCCAGGAGAGCUCGCUCUCAGUGGCCGGGAAUAAGUCCUCCUUCCCCGGUACACUCAGUGUGAACUUCAGCCUCUCGAAUUCCUCCUGCUUUUAUUCCGAUGUGCUGCAGCUGCAGGGCAACCGGACUGCGCGCGUCCCAUGUACACACGGGUGGGUGUACAGCAAAGAGACUUUUCAGAGUACAACAGUCACCGAGUGGGACCUGGUGUGCGACAGAGCUGGACUGAACAGUCUGGGUUCGUCUCUCUACAUGUUUGGUCUGUUGGUGGGAUCUGUGCUGUUUGGAUCCAUGGCUGACAGGUACGGCCGACGCUUCAUCCUGCUGCUGUCCAUCGCUCUCCAGACCGUGUUUGGAGUCGCUGUGGCCUUUGCACCCAACUUCCCCGUCUAUGUGACUCUUCGCUUUCUAGUUGGCACCACGAUAUCUGGAGUCAUCAUCAACGCCUUUGUACUUGGCACUGAGUGGACGUGCACCAAGAGGCGCAUGCUCGCCGGUAUCACCACCGACUACGCAUUUGGUCUGGGCUACAUGCUGCUCGCAGGCUUAGCGUACUUUAUACGAGACUGGAGAAAGUUGCAGCUGGCUAUAUCAGCCCCGGGCUUCCUGCUCGUCUUCUAUAUAUGGGUUCUUCCUCAGUCUGCCAGAUGGUUGUUGGCCAACGACAGGAGGGAGGAAGCCAUCGCACUCCUCCGCAAGGCAGCGCUCGUUAACGGGCGGGUCUUACCUCCUGCUGUACAAGUUGAGAAGUUCGGCGGAGGGAAGAGAAGUUAUUCAGCAGUGGAUCUCGUACGAACACCUCAGAUGAGGAAAAGGACAAUCAUCUUGUUCUUCCUCUGGUUUGUGAAUGUGCUGGUGUACUACGGCCUCUCACUGGGCGUGUCCAGGUUGGGGACAAACCUCUACUUGACACAGUUUGUGUUCGGGUUGGUUGAGAUUCCGGCUCGUUCUCUCGUGCUGCUCGUCCUGCCCUUCAGUCGCAGACUCUCCCAAAGUGCAUUUCUGGCUGUCGGGGGUCUCGCCUGUCUGCUCAUACUCGCUGUCCCUGCAGAUUAUCCCAAUGUCCAGACCGGUCUUGCCCUGGUGGGGAAGUUUGGUAUAACAGCUUCCUUUGCUAUAAUCUAUGUGUACACAGCUGAGAUAUUCCCCACUGUGCUUCGGCAAACAGGAAUAGGUGUAUCCUCCAUGUUUGCGAGGAUGGGCGGCGUGUUAGCUCCCAUUAUAAACAUGCUGCAUAACCACAGCCCCGCUACACCUCUGCUCAUCUUCGGCACCUCCCCGCUGCUGGGCGCUGUCCUGGCCCUGGCGCUGCCAGAAACUGCCAACAGACCUCUUCCUGACACCGUGGAGGACGCAGAGAACUGGGACAUAAGGUCGCCUUCCAGCAAGGAGAACCCUGACAUGUCUGAGGAGACGAGCCAAUCAGCAAGCAGCAUCGAGGAGCAGGAGCUCCGACGUCUAGCGAGCCAGGCAUAACUGUGUGUGACAGGAUGCACACAUAUUAUACAGCCUCAGCUUUGUGUCCAGGUACUGCACUUAAGAUGAGACACUACAGAUGGAAACAUACGUUUUUUUCAUGCUCUGGUAAAUUGUUUUGAGAUUUUUGGCUCCUUAAUAACACAAAAAAUACACAUUUAGGAGUUUAUUUUACGACUUUGCAGCGGUAGAUUUCUACUAAAUCCACCAAACGUCAGCCCUACAUGAAGCCUCAUUUGCAUAUUCAAACAUAUAUCUUCAGACAUUGUUAUGAAUCAACUGGUGAGGUUUUAAUGGUGAUAUCUAAUAGUUAAAAGAUUUAAUCCAAAAUGCAAAGAAAGAAGCCAGAAAUCUCCAACUCAGCAGCACUUGCAUUCACCGAGAACUUUGAACAUGGUUUCGCACAAUGUUCAGAUUUCUGUUCCGGGAAACGUACGCACAGAUUUAAUAACAUGCCUGACUUUGACGGUGAGAUCUAUCAGUUUACCAAUUAACUCGCAGUGUGUCGUCUCUACACUUCAUCCUCUACACGCAGUACAUGAGGAUCUGAUUAAGAGCUCCAUGUAAACCCACUGAACCGGCACGCAGGUGAACACGCGCACAAAGCAGGCAUUCAUAUUUGAUGCCAAGGCAAAUCAACAGCCGACUGUUUUACGAGAUGCAGUUAUAAACCUUUGGUCGUCCUUUACGAUGUUCCAUUUCUCAAAUGUUUACACCUUUAUUUCAAUUUUGAGAAGUGGUUUUGAUAUAUUUUUACACGCAGUAUGUGGGGAGACGGGAUGAAUCAUUCCCCUUCAGACAGAAACGUCUGUUUAUGUGUUGAUUUGAAGAACUUUAGCAGCCGGCCUCUCUGAAGCAGAGCGCAGUCCUGUUUAGCAGAGAGUGUUAUGACUUCGU
This is a messenger RNA of Cottoperca gobio, 2935 nucleotides long. RefSeq names its product solute carrier family 22 member 13. Gene Ontology annotation, cellular component: membrane. The record is from RefSeq and is a predicted model, not a curated record. Gene Ontology annotation, molecular function: transmembrane transporter activity. Bases 419 to 2038 code for a protein of 539 amino acids. The transcript has 10 exons. NCBI's taxonomy places the organism in Eukaryota, Metazoa, Chordata, Actinopteri, Perciformes, Bovichtidae. Gene Ontology annotation, biological process: transmembrane transport.